This is a messenger RNA of Hemicordylus capensis (graceful crag lizard), 16940 nucleotides long. It is a transcript of the gene LZTS3, whose product is annotated as leucine zipper tumor suppressor family member 3. Bases 680 to 2677 code for a protein of 665 amino acids. The transcript has 7 exons. The record is from RefSeq and is a predicted model, not a curated record. NCBI's taxonomy places the organism in Eukaryota, Metazoa, Chordata, Lepidosauria, Squamata, Cordylidae. Gene Ontology annotation, biological process: regulation of dendritic spine morphogenesis. Gene Ontology annotation, cellular component: dendritic spine.
UUUGCCGCAAGAAAGGGGGCAAGAUGCGUGUCUUGGGGCGCGCGCGUGUGGAUCGGCGGCGCUGGCUGGGGUGAGAGGCGCCCGCCCGGCCCUGCGCGCCUCCCCUCCCUCCGCGAAGUCGCCGCCUCGCCGCACGUCUGGUUGGGGGCCAUGGCUUCCCGUGCAAGGAGGGAGGAGAAGUCCGCUUGAAGGCGGCGGGAGAGGAGAGGAGAGGAGAGGACUCUGCGCUGCCGCCCAGGAGAGGAUUCGGCCAGCGCGCCUCGCAAGCUGCUGCCUCCAGAGCGCGCCGUCGCGAACAAAGUCCCUGCAGGCGAGGAAGCAGGUAAAGCCCAGCACGGGCAAGGAUCUGAGGGAGCAUGUGAGCGAAGAUCUCCUGGAGCACAGAGGUUGCUUGAAGAGAGAGUGGGAUCUGUAGCUGAUUGUGGUGGAGGAGGAUACUAUUACUACUACUACUACUACUACUACUACUACUGCUACUUCUAUACUGCUUUUCAACAACGUUUCCAAAGCAGUUUGCAUAGAAAAAUAAAUAAGAUGGUUCCCAAAAGCACCAAUAACUCAGCCUGUGAAUGAACAGGGAACAUUCGGGAGCCUAGAAGGUGCUGUCGGAGCCGGCGUUUUAUCCCUGAACUGGCUUAGUCAAUGCCACUGACUUGUGCCUCGACUUCUAUAACUCGCCAUGGCCAAAUUAGAGACCCUCUCCCUCCUCAGUGACCCCAGCUACCACAGCCAGGAAACAUUCCACUCUUUCGACCCCAGGCUCUCCGAACCCGCCCCCCAGGGCACUAUGGGAAGCGUUGGCAGCGGUGUGGCCAACGAACAAGAGUUUGCCAUGAAGAGCGUGGGCACCAGGACUCAGAACAGUAGCCGGCAGGUUGAUGGGUCCCGGAAUAACUACUCCACGCGGGAGAUCUCCAACCGCUACUCUGGAGAGGAGAAGACCUACAAGUCAGAAAAGAUCUCCAACUCCAUAUACAUCAACGGGGACCUGCGCAAGAGCGAGAAAGUCAAGGCGGACCUUUGCGGGAACGUUGCAGCCAACAAUGAGAAGAAUAUGCCACCUCCUCCCCAGUACAGAGAACCCAGUAACCCACCAAAGAUAUUGCCAAUCUCUGGGAAACUAGACCAGAGCAACGAGCCCUUAGUUAGACCUUCAGCCUUUAAACCAGUAGUCCCUAAAAACUUCCAUUCCAUGCAGAAUCUGUGCCCCCCACAGAACAAUGGGAUAACAGAGAACCGAAAGACCUUGAACCACACCAACAGCAAUAGCCCUUCCACAGUCAAAAGCGGCCUGGAGAAGCCCAGUCUUAACAGGACUAGCAACCAAGCAGGGGGCCUCUCCGAUUCUGGCCGCAACUCUUUGACAAGCUUGCCCACCUACGGCACAGGCUAUAGCCAGCACGUGGGCCCCAUGAGUGCUUCAACCAGCCACAUAAACCGCAUCGGAACGGCCUACGCGGACAAGAACAUCGUGGGAUACAAUGGGAUAUCUACCUCAGACAGCGGACGGUCUUCAAGCAAGAGCACAUCUUCGUUCAGUAGACUUAACCAUCUCAACGAAACGAUGCCUUUCCACUCUCCCUCAACGGAUGACAUCAUCCAGGACCUGGAAGAUAGGCUGUGGGAGAAAGAGCAGGAGGUCCUGCAGAUGAGGAGGAACCUGGACAAGAGCGAGGCAGCCAUUUACCAGGUCUUUGAGGAGAAGCAAAAGAUCUGGGAGCGAGAGAUGGAAGAUCUCCGGCAAAAUUACGCCAACAAACUUCAGCAAGUCUCCAAGAAGGCCCAGAGGGCCCAGCAAGCUUUGCAGCUCCAAAUCUUUAAGCUCCAGCAAGAGAAGAAGAAGCUCCAGGAUGACAUCGGACAACUGCUUCAGCAGCGGGAGGAGCUGGAGAAGAAGUUCGUUGCGUUCAAAAAAGAGCAGGCCGAAUUUCUUCCCAAGAUCGAGGAGACCAAGUGGGAGGUGUGCCAAAAGGCAGGUGAGAUCUCUCUGCUGAAGCAGCAGCUGAAGGACUCCCAAUCCGAUGUUUCCCAGAAACUUAACGAGAUAGUCGGGCUGCGGACCCAACUCAAGGAGGGCAAGAGCUUCCUCCGAGAGAAGGAAGAGCAAAUCUUGACCCUGAAGGACUCCUACAGCACCAAAAGCGUCAGCCUGGAGAUCUGUGAGAACGACCUGCAGAGGAAGAUGGGGGAGGUACAAAUGUUGAGGGAAAAACUGAGCCAGUGCGAGCUGGAGGUCUCCAACCUGAAGCAGACCUUGACUAACCUGGGGGGCCCCCACAGCCACUUCAACACGGAGCUCACCGAGAAACUGGCGAGGGACGCCUUGGCCUGCGAGAGCGAUGAGGCCAAGAUGAAACGGCAGAGCGAGGAAAGCCUCAGCGCCCUGAAGAAGGAGGUGGAGAGGCUGCAGGCGGAGUUGAAGGCCGAGCGCCAGCAGCGCGAGCAGCAGGUGGUGGACUUUGAGGAGGAGCGCCACACGUGGCAGGAGGAGAAGGAGAAGGUCAUCAAGUACCAGAAGCAGCUGCAGCUGAACUACGUGGAGAUGUACCAGAAGAACCAAAUCCUGGAGCACAAGAUGAACGAAAUGACCAGCAAGAUCACCAGCCCGCCACACACCGAAGAGAAAAAAACGUGGACUCCAUCCCGGCUGGAGAGGAUAGAGUCCACGGAGAUCUAAGGAAAAGGACCCAUUUAAAGUACGUUUCUCUUAUUACUGUGCAUGUCCUUCAGCCGGUGAUCUUCCUAAGGAGAAUAUGCUAUAUAACCAGCAGUUUCGGUUUCUUUGCACUGGGCCCCUCCAACGUGCUUUGGUGCUCUGCAGGUUAUUAAAACCAACGGUUACUCACAGGUGUGCUUCUGUGUGCAAGGGAUGACCAGAUACCAUUUUUUUGGUUUGUUUUGCUCGCUCCACUGAGAAGGGCCUCCUUACUGCCACCUGCUCCCUCCCUCAUCGGUUUUGUCUUCUGCUGAGGCUCAAACUACAUGCGAGUGGGAACUCAUGGCAUCUUCCAAAAAGUCUCCAUGGGGGUGGAAUAUUGACUGGGGCUCAUGGUGUGGGGGGAUGCAGGGUUCACUGUUUGCCCCAUGGUGAUCCCCUGACUCAAAUCCUGCUCCCCCUCAACUGCUGUUUGCUGCAGAGGGGGAAACGUCCAGGCACAAUGCCUGUGAGUCUUGCCCUCUGAGGCUUAGAGCAGCUUGGGGAUGUGCCUAUUGCAGGGUUUGCCAACCUUGGCUCCCCAGAUAUUGUCGGACUACAGCUCCCAUUAUCCCUUGCUACAGUGCCUGGGAUGGUGGGAGGUGCAGGCCAACAUCUGGAGACCCAAGUUUGAGAAGCCCUGGGCUAUUGGAUUGGACUCAAGGUAUGGAGGGAAAAUAUCCCCCCCCCCAUACCAUGGCCCUAGUCCAGAUCAGCACAUCUGUCCCAUCCACAACCCCCCAUAGCUGCUUUUGGGGAAAUGGAGGAGUCCCAGGAGUACUAAUCAUAGAACCCCAUGCCAUGAGUUUGACUCUCGUGCAGACUGGCAACCCCCCCCCAACCACCCUUCUUUCUUAAGGGCAUUACGGCCAUAUUGGCUGGUCGGGUUAACACUCUUGCGGUCCUUUCACUUGCAAGCCUGCCUCAUCUUUGCCAUAUCCAGGGGCAUAUCUACAUCACAAGCUGGUUUAAUAGUGAUUCCUUCUCCGGGGGACCUAGGGAACUGCAGUUCCAUGACGGGCUAGGCAAGCUGCAACAGAGAAUUCUCAGCCCAUGCAGAAAACGACUGAAUUCCCUGGAUUCUUUGCAGGAAGCCAUGAUGGUUAAACCAGUACAAAAGCAAUAUAUGUUUGUGAGGUAGAUAUGCUUUGUGGGUGGGGGGUUGUCUAUAAAAGCCAACUCUUAACCCACAGCAAUGGGCUUCAUUUGUACCAUAUUUAGCCCGAUCCUUUUUACUUGGAAGCAGGUCCUGUUCCCUUCGACAGAACUUCCUUGCAGUUUUCUGGCUCUCACAGCACCCUAGCAUGUCGAUUGUACAAGAGGCAGGAGCUGUUCUUGGACUACAAUUCCCAUCACCUCCCACUGCAAUAAAUUGUGGCUGGGAACAAUGGGAAUUGUAGUCCAACAAUAGCUGGAAAGCCUCCGGUUGGUCAGCUCUGUACUAGAGGCUCUGUGGAAGGUAGAGAAGCACAUAUAAAGGCAAGGCUCACCUCUGCACAUGAACAACUUGCCUUGUGUAGUGUGAACUGGAGCUUGUGCCCUAAAGGCUGCAGCUGUUGCAUAAAUUACUCUCUCAGAGUUGGUCUGACUACGGUUGCCCACCCUCCAGGACUGACCUGGAACCUCCAGGAGUCGGCAUUAAGCUCCAGGUGACGGUUGAAAAUAAUCCUGGCAAUUUUAAUGGCUGGAUUUGGUGUGGAAUUUUGGAGAAGAAAAUCUCCAGGAGUCGCUUCAUUCAGAGAUGGCGACCCUAGCUGUGACCCAUUUCCAGACAGAGGGACCCUGAACUCCGGUGGAGUGAGUUGGCAUCAAUGGUUGACUCUGUGAACUGUGACUGUUGAGAUCACUGUUACACGGGCUUCGUUUUAAGUUUGUUUCUAGAUCAGCCCCCAUCCCAGUUGCUUGGAUUUAGCCAAGAGCAAGAAAUGAAAGACCAAAAGUAGCUGGGGGUGGAAAAGAGCAUUCUGGGGCAUUCAGACCCACCUCAUACACCUCCCUGAACCUCUUCCUCCCCUGAUACCUGCUUCCUCCAGGUUGGAUUAGGUAGCAGAACCAAGCACCCUCUAGGUUGUUGACGCUGUUCUGUUUCCCCGGAACAAAGUUAGGGUAGGAUUUUCUCUUCUCUUUUAUCUGUGGGAAAGUUGAGUUGCCCCAACAGAGAGGGAUUGGUGUUGGAGGUGCAAAGUUUCUAGACAUCGGUGUGUGUGUGUGUGUUUUUUUUUUCUGGGUUUUUCUUUCCCACUGAAAAUUGCUUUGAUCCAGCAAGGGAAAGGCACACAAACUAUUUAUGCUUGUGUGCAUCAGUUACAGCAAGGGUUCUCAAACCUCGGUCCCCAGGAGCAUUUCCAGACAGCAGGAUUUACUGCAAGUUUGAAUUUGUCCAAAAGAUACCAACGCAAAAAGUGGAUUUUUUUUAACCCUAGUCAUAAUUCAGGCUACACUAACACGCGAUGGCAACUCCAAAUCAUGUCUGAAGUGCUCCCUGAUAGCUCGCAGGGACUUCAGGGUAAAUCUGGCCGAUACAUGAACGCACACCCUCCAUUCUGGAGAAGCGAGCAAAAAGCCGCGUCUGGGAAUGCUCCAGAUGGUGUUAGAUGUUGUUAGACUCCACAUGAGCAACUCCACCUAGGCUUGCUCAGCCCUGUGUAGAUAGGGCUGCUCGUGUGGGAUCAAUCCUGAUCCCAGCACUGCCCUACUGUGUAGCCCGAGUUCUGUCCUCCUCUGGCUCCCAGCUUGGCUGCACGCUUUGGCUCCAAUUGUGGGCCGUGGUGAGCGGCAGAACCCUCAGAUGUGCUGGGAUCAUGUGCAGGGAAGCCUCCCUGCAAACCCUCCCCGGCUCCUAGAAGAACGUUUGUGUGAACGACCUUAUCAAUUCCCGUCCUCUGCAAUGGGCAAAGGCCAUGGUGAGCAAAUAGCCUUUGGCUGUUGUGGCAGGGGAUUAUGGGAAUGGUAGUCAAAUAAGAUCUGCACGUUUGAAAACCCUAACUGCAUCAGAAACUACUCACACUGACUGAAAGCUGAGGUUUUUAUUGGAAAGUAUGUCAGGGCAUUGAUGCACACAGCUGCAUCUGGAUUGGGGCCAUUAACAUUGCCGGCGGGGAGGGGCUUUGUGGCAUUUGGAAUGAAGCUCCUAGAGAAUAAUAAAGGUAUUUGGGCAAGAUACAUGGCCGGUGGGUGGGGGGGGGGAGCUGUGUAUAAUCCGUGCCAUUGGACUGAACUGCUUGGAUUCAGGCUGAUGUGAUUCCAUUGAUGGAACGGGAGAUGAACUGGCUUAAACCCCAGUGCUUUGCCUUAACUGAGCUGCUGAACCAGUUGUUCAAAGCCUUGUGAAUCAAAAUCAUUUAAAAAGUAAAUAAAGUAUAACAGAAGUGAGAGAGAUUCCCUCCUACAACCUUGGAGAAGCUGCUGCCAGUCUGUGUAGACAAUACUGUUCUAGAUGGACCAAGGGUCUGACUCGGUAGAAGGCAGCUUCCAAUGUUCCAGAGACUAACUGGCCAAACUUGGAGAUGGUAUUAAGACUAACUCAGUGGUUGAAGCCAAAUUAAACCUGAUGGUUUAAAAACAAAGAAAAGGAAGAUGUCUGUUUCUCUCCAUGUGACUGUCCCAUUCACAUAUAAAAUGGAGGUCUCAUUUUUUUACACCACAAGAGAAGGGCAGGUGAGGGGAACUGAACUCUGCUUCUCUCACUGGGAGUUGUAGUCCAACAAUAUCUGGGACCCAGGUGUGGGAAACUCUGCCUAACUGUAUCAGAAACUACUCCCAGAGACUGGAAACUGAGGCACAACCAAGUGGUAGGGGUGUGUGUGUGUGUUCUGUUUUGUUUUAACACCAUAGAAAGAAGGUCAGAUGACAGGAACUUAACUCCACUUGUGGAUUUCCCCUUCAUCUCCCUGUGCCACAUCCAUUCAAGCAUUUUUCUCCUGGAAUGGAAGCCAAGCUGGUGGAAAGCCUGAGGUAACAGAGUGUAGGGCAGUAAGUCCUAGUGAGGGUCUAGCUCCCCUCGCUUGCUUGCCCCUUCUGGUGUUAAAAAAAAGUAGAACCCCAACCUGCUGCCAUUUGCCUGUGAAUGGGGCAAAACCAGAAACAAAUAUGGCGGCUAGUUGAGCCCUCCAGCUUGUACCCUUAGCUGGGAAGCCCGAGGUGUCUGUUCAAGUCACAGCCCUAGAUGAGGAACUGCCACCUUGAGGGUACUGCAGGCUUCUAGUCAUGCUGAGGCAAAGGCUCCUACAUCUGAAGACUAGUCCAAUCAACCACCAAGAAAACAAGAAACACUGCAGAAUCUCUCAGUCAUUGCCAGAAAACAGACGAUAGAGGUGUUAGGUUUGUGGUAGUAGCCAUCUUGAGAGACAUCCAGUCAAUACAACCAAGACAGAAAGCUAAGGAGAAUGAGUUUCAUCAGCUGGCUGAAACCUUGCGGCUCCAUUUUUGAGACGUUUUAGCCAGCGCUAUGCUCCCAGUCUGGUGAGGAAUGCCUCUCCCUGCCUUUGCAAGUAGGGAGAAGUCAUCUCGGCCAUGCUGGGAGCUCAGCGCUGGCUGGAUUUUACUUCCAAAUGGGGUGUGCAGCCCUGUUUGCUAGUGUUGCCAUGCCCCCUGCGUCUGAUGUCAGAUGCUGGGGCGUGGCUGGGGCGCCAGGCACAGUUCCUGGGGUGUGGCGGCCCGGGUUCUUUGAACCCAUUCGCACAAUGGACACUACACCCCUGGAUCUGACUGGGAGUUAAGUCUUCGCUGAGGUCUUGGUGACUUUAGUUGGGCAUCCAUGAUGAUGGCAGAGUUCUUGAGAGACUGGAUUUGCUGUUUGAGGCAGUGUUUUGCUGGCAUCCCUCAAUCAGGCCAGAGUGUCUGCCCUUUCCCACACUCUCUAAUGGACCUUCUUAUCUGCUCCAGAGUGGGAAAGGAAUGAGGCCUACCCAAGUCUGCUAAAAACAAAUUAUUCUUACAGAUGGAAGUGGGAUUGAGCUCUGGGUACUUACAUUGAAGAGGUGCCACCCAAAGCAGUUGCUUAGGGUGAUGUUGCUUGCAUUUCAGGAAGAUUUUAGCAUUGGUGUGCACAUUAACUGGAGUGGGGGGAAAGAAUGGCAUUUUCCCAGCAACAAAAUAUUGCAAGUUCAGUAUUGGGAAAAUGUGCUAUUUCUCUACAAUAGAAUCAAUGCCUGAAAAAAUGAUUUUUGGAGCCUGCUUUGCCCUACAAAGAAAGUCUUGUUUCCUUUUUUUAAAAUCCUGUUGAGGUUCAUUUAACUAAUAUGGCUAACAACAGUCAUUGACCAACCUAUUCUUCUCCAUUAAUGUGUCCAAUUCCUCUUUAAAGCCAGUGGCCAUUAUCACAUCUUGUGGCAGUAAAUUCCAUAAGCUAAUAAUGAAUUCUGUUUUGAAAGGCUUUAUUUUGUCUACUGCCAUCAGUUUUAUUGGGGUCCAAUACUAGACUUAGUUUUAUUAGAGGAAGAGAAAAAAAUUCGCUCUGAGCUUUGUACAAUGACUAGGGGAUUUCUGACAAAGAACUCUUGGCAUUCAGCUUCUGUUUGUAGUGCAGAUGUGCCCUUGGAGCUUCCACAACAAAGCAGCAACAACUGCUUUGUGCUAUGAGUUGUCUAUAAAGGACCUCCCUUCUAAUCUCCUUUCAUAAUCCAUAUUUUGGCUCACCUCUAUAGCAGGAGGUGCAUAAUGGCUUCAUUUUGAGUUUUAUGUACUCCUUUGCAUUGAACUAGAUACCUGAAGUUAGCCAUUUCCUUUUCACAAACCUUUCCGAUCUGUAGCCACAGCAUUGAAAUGCAGUCACUUCCUGAUACUGAAACUACAAAUGAUACCUUCAAAUGCACGUGGACCGAGUCCAGACAUAAGGACAAACCAUGGUUUAUUGUUAUGUUCAGAAGCCAGCAUAAAUCUUGGUUUUGCAUGUGGAGAGGAGAUUAAAACUUCUGUUCCUGGUGUAUUAUAAACUAAUUUCCUGUUUUGUCCAAAUUUGGAAAAUCAGUGACAGGAUAUCAAAUCAGGGUCUGAUUCUAGCUUGAUAUACUAUCUUAAGUAACUGUGGUUUGUUCAAAGCACGAUUUCCCAAUCUGGGACAAAACGGGAAAUGGCUAUUUGAAACAAAUGUGAAACAGACAUUUUAACCCUGGUGCUCUCUCUUUCUGUGUGUUUGAGCCGCAUGGUUUGAUCAUUUGCCAGGUUGAACCACAUGGGCUGGUCAUUCACUGAAGAUCCCAACCUGGUGAAUGACCAGCCCAUGCAACUCAACCCUAUGAAUGGACAGUCUGCCCGGUUCAAGCAGAGGCGGGGGGGGGCAGCCGGGGCGGGGUGGAGCCGGGGCAGGGUGAGUGAAAGAAAGAUGCUGCACCCACCUGCCCCACCUUCUGCCCCUCCAAGAGAAAGAGGACAUGAGCCCAAGUUCAAGCCAGAUCAUGCUUGUAACCACAAACUCUGAUUUGUUGCGUCUCAACCGAGCCACAGACUAUAAAAACAUAAUCAUAGAUUUUAAAACUCAAACCGUAAGUCACUCUGUAAUGGUGCCCAGAAUCUACUGCCUGCGACACUUGUCCCUCUCUGCCUAAUGGUAGGGCUGCCCCCAGCCAGCAAACAAUGUCAUUGCGAGCAUCCAACUGGAGGAGAAUCACUGCUGGGUAUUCUGUAAUGUGGAAGUGCUUAUUAACUGAAAUAGGAGCAAAUUAUUCACUUAUAUGCUGCUAAGUUAUACAGAGACAAGUGUACUUGGAUGUAAAUAACUGUUCUGUAUAUGUAUAUAUGAAUAUUAAAGGAAAACGCGCAUACAAAAAUAGAGAAAACUCUGUAACUGCGUUUUACAGUAAGAGCAGACAUUUACUGUCUAGAACUGAAUUUCUGACAAAAGAGACAAAAUCUUGGGGUGUUCUCAGAUGCCUCGCUGUGACUGCAUCUGGUAUUGGGGUCACUAUAUCUUCCCAGGAUUGCAACAUGGUGGUCUUGUUUUGAUGUGUGUUUUGUCUACCUGUUGAUAGUCUUGUAGAGGACCUGAGGGUUUAAGCUAUUUUGAAAUGUUGGUGGCUUGUUGCUUUGAACUGUGACUUUUUAAAAAAGUUCAUUUGAAGGAGGCCACGGAGUUCCCUCCAAUCUACUUCAGAGGUAUCCGAGCCUGGAAGGAAUCCCCAAGAAAGGUCAACCAAUUCCAUCAGAUGUGUUGUUGACUGAAAUGGCCAAGAAAGAUUACUUCAGAGGAUCCCUCCGUCGAAAUGGCACUUUAUAGUCUUUGCUUCCGAUUCCUGGCCAGUGUGACCAAAGACCUGAUUGGAGGAUCCUUAGGGAAGCAUUUGGAAACACCUCCCUGUAUCUGACAAUGCUGUAAUGUAGGCGGCUCUUAAGUUUAAAACUGAGACAGGAAACAAGGUGUGUAUUCUACCGCGAUCAUGUAACUCUGUGGGCUUACUGGCGGACAAAAUAGCUAAAAUCUCCAAUGUGGGUCCCUAGAUGGUGUUGGACUACAGCUCCCAUCCUCCUCGGCCACACUGGAAAGGCCAUUGUGGCGGAGGAUGAUGGGAGCUGUAGUCCAACACCAUCUAGGGACCCACAUUGGAGAACCCCUGGAAUAACCACUGACUUUUGCACAUGGUCAGUUAACCUGCGAGAGCACUUGGUCUGUUUUAAUCUCUAGUCAAUCAACCUCCUCUUGUCUGCCCAAACCUUGGCAGAUGCUUCCUGCACAUUUUCUGUUGUUUCUUUUCAUGACUAUGAGGGCUAAAUGUUUGCUCUUCUUUCAAGCAAAAGCUGAGAUUCUCAGGUAGCUAGAUGCUGCACCAGAUUCAGUCCCUCAGAGUCAUUUGCCGCGGCCGUAGGCCACUGGGUGGUAUGCCGCUGCGGACGGUCUGUGGCCUCCGACCCCAUGGCGAUUUGAGUUUGUGACAAAUCAUGCAUUCAGACCUGCUUUGCCACAUGCACAGCACUAUCUGGGCUGGAAGAGAAUGUCCAGCCCUGCACGGAUGUCAUGUGAAUUGGUCCAGGGUGUUGUCGACCCUUCCUCAAUUAAACAGUUGGGGAAACUGCUAGGCCAAGGAUAACUACAAGGAUGGCACUAUUUCAAAAUGCUAGUAUCCAGGGAAUAAUCACUGUGAUUUGAGCUAAGUGGACAGUAAGCCUUUUACUUCUUUAUCCCUCACAAGUUGAUUUGAGUGUAUGAGAGACUUUAGGAUGAGAGAGUCAUAUAUCUUUCCCAGUGUAUUUCUAUUGAAAAUUGUGCUGCUCUAGAUUCAAGGACCAGUCUCUAGGUCAAGGGAAAGCUGCACUCUUUUUUCUUUCUUUUUUUUAAUGAAUUCAAAAUUAUUAUUGUUUCAGAAGUGGCAAACGUUAGUGCAGGGGUGUCAAACUGCAGCCCUCCUGCAGAUGUUGGCCUACAACUCCCAUCAUCCCUGGCCCCUGUGGUUGGGCAUGAUGGGAGUUGUAAGCCAAGAACAUGUUGGGCCACAUUUUGACCCCCUGCCUUACCCUUUUCCCUAGGGCAGGGGCUCCCCUUUGGCUGCUAGAUCUUGUUGGACUAGAACUACCAUCAACCCCAGUCACAAUGUCCUUUGAUCAUUUUCCCUCACUUGGAGGAAGUUUCUCCACAAACUGCUAAUACAAAGACACAUCUUCUCACAAUCAGUGAGAAGAACUUUGGGUGGGUCUGCCAGGAGAGCGGGUUAACUUACCCCCACUGCACGCAAUCGCUGAGCCGCACCUGGGCAGCCAGAUCGGCUGCCCACACGAUUACUGGCUCCGUCACGGAGCCAGUUAGGGUGGCAGGGAUUGGGGGCCACUUGGCCCCCGAAAUUCCAGAAUGCCCCACACCAAAUUCUGGAAAUUCCAGAAUGUCCCACACUCUGGGGAGCACCCUGACGCUGGGAGGCUCGUAGCCUCCCAGUUGGGGGGUCCUUGUGAGUUGCCAUGGUGACUCAUGAUCAAGAAAAUGGGGUUAGCAGAGCACUCGCUCCACUAACCUCGUUUAAAGGCAGGGCUACUUUGGCGGGCUGGUCGCCGUUGAAGCACCAGCCUCACCUGUGAGCCCGGUGGUUCUCACAGUGGAGGAAAACUGGGCUCCUUUAGCCCAGUUUCCCUCCAUCUUGUGAAUAGCCUCAGAGAAUAAGAUAAGGAGCCUCCAACCUUUUCCUCCACGCUGGCUGAAUGAGAUCAGCAGCGUAGAGCCCUGGAGCCAAUAGGCCAACUCAUUCUCCAGCCUCAGUGUGGCUAACCAGAGGUCACAAGGCUGAUGUGAAUGGACCGUUGCUGGUGGCCAUCAAGCUGUAUCCAGUAGGCCUUUCUGAGGGUGAGCUGCACACCUAGCUCACCACUUAGGAAUACAAAGAAGAAUACAGAGAAUAUAUACCACAUUUCAACAAAAGUUCCCAAAGUGGUUUACAUUGAGAGAGAGAUGUAUGUAUGUAUGUAUGUAUAUGUAAAUAAAGAAAAUGGUCCCCUGUCCCCAAAGGGCUCACAAUCUAAAAAAGAAACAUAAGACACAUCAGCCACAGCCACUGGAGGGAUGCUGUGCUGGGGUUGGAUAGUGCCAGUUGCUCUCCCCCUGCUCAAUGAAGAGAAUCACCACUUUUUAAAAGGUGCCUCCUUGCUCAGUUAGCAGGGGUCAUCCCAUUAAGUAGAAGCACUUGGAACUACCCCCUCGCAAAGCUCCUCUAGCAAAGUGUGUUGCUGACUAUAUAAAUUAAAAAGUGAUAGAAACACUCUUCCUUAGCUUGAGCUUCUUCAAGGGGCUGGGUUGUGUAUGUCUGUGUAUAAUGUGAUAAAUCAAAAAUGUCACCCAGUUGUAGAAACGUCUAUCUGUUCUGCUUGGGCCCUUCGUGGGCAUGAGAUCCUGUUAAGUGGAAGCACAUUCAUAGGUGUUUGAACAAGUUGCCAGGGGAAUUCACACAUCCCUCAUUUCAUGAUGUCGGGGUUCUCCUAUGGGAGUCUCCAGAUGCUGGAGUACAACUCCUAUCACCCCCAGUGGCAAUGGCCAUAAAUUGUGGCUGGGGGUGAUGGGAGUUGUAGUCCAGCAACGUCUGGGGACAUGUAUGAGAGAACCCCUAGAACAUAUAACAUAAGAACAACCCUGCUGGAUCAGGCCCAAGAAUGCCCAUCCAGCCCAGCAUCCUGUUUCAGACAGUGGCCCACCAGAUGCCUCUGGGAAGCCCACGGGCAAGAGGUAUGUGCAGGCCCUCUCUCCUGCUGUUGCUUUCCCUGCAACUGGGAUUGAGAGGCAUUGCACCUCUGAGGCUGGAGAUGGCCCGCAGCCAUCAGACUAGUAGCCAUUGAUAGACCUGUCCUCCAUGAAUCUGUCUUAAGCCCCUUUUAAAGCCAUCCAAGCUGGUGGCCAUCACCACAUCCCAUGGCAAGGAAUUCCAUAGAUUAAUUAUGCACUGGGUGAAAAAGUACUUCUGCUUGUCGGUCCUAAAUUUCCCAACCCUGCAUUCUGAUUAGUAUGAGAACCCCUUCCAAUUAGAGUUGGAAGAUCCAGCUCCGAUUAGAAUGUGUCCAAAGGGCAAUUUCAGUGGCAUGCUCUCUUGGGUUUGACAAUCUGCACUGAACCAGGGGUUUCUCAAACUUGGAUCCCCAGAUGUUGUGGGGCUGUAACUCCCAUCAUUCCUAGCCACAGUGCUCAGAGAUUAUGGGAGUUGCAAUCCAACAACAUCUGGGCGACCCAGUUUGAGAAUCCCCAAAUUGCAAGAAAAGAGUUUGAAAAUAUGGACCUCAGAAAAGCGACUCUCCCUUCUCCCAGGCUGACCUGACAAUUUCUGCUGUGCAAAUUGCAGAGCUAGCAGUAGAUCUUCAACUUGCCCGUCCUGAAGUAGGGGCCAGACCGGAACGGUCCUCAGAGCAUCUCGACUGCAGCCAUUGCAUGUACAUGGGGCACCCUCCAAAGCCACCAGGUAGCCUGGGGCCUGGGGAUCAUCUGAGUGCUUCUCGUCUAGAAAAGCACAGAAGCCAGUUUAGCAUUUUUUCCUCCCUGACCAGACAUCAUGACUAGAACAUAAAGACGAGAGAAAGAGAGAGCAGUACACGUUUGAACCUGAAAUUGGAGCAGAAAAUCAGUUCCAUUUUGUCCCGGAAAUGGCAAUAAGGACUAGAUCAGGGGUGACCAACCUGAGGCCCUUCAGCUGUUGUGGGACUACAACUACAAUUCCCAUCGUCCCUAGCUAUAAUUGCAGCUUGGGGUGAUGGGAAUUGUAAUCCAACAACUGGAGAGCCUCAGGUUAGCCAUCUCUGACCUAGAUGCUGCUUUCUUCUUCUUCUUCACACAGGCUAGCUUCUCAACACAUUCCAUGCUAUGCUAUAAAGAAGAAAAGAAAGGUGUGACCAGGAAGGGUUGCUUUAGCCCAGCUCUGUAGUGUUUGAACAAUGCAGAGGGGGAUUGAUUGCUGCAGAAGUAGUUCCCAAUUAGAUGCCAUGCAAAUUAAUGCUGUAUUAAAAUGUUUCUGCAAACACCUAUGUAAAUCAGGAAAAAUAACUGCUGGGUGUAAAAAGGAUAUUUCUAUCACGUUACUAAAGGAACUGAUUUGAUAACAUAACCAGCAUGGGUAGCUAGGUAUGAAAGAGGAUGAUGCUCCUAUUCCUUUAAUAAUGGUGCAGAAAGGCAUUUCAGUAGGGGCUGCUGUUUUCAUCCCUGUAUGAAAAUACCUUCCCUCUUCCACGUAACGUGUAAAGGUACCACAACCCUGUUGUCCUUUGCGUCUGGACCAUCCUGCAAUGGUCUCUUUUGCAUGUGAUUUGGAACAGGCUCAGUAUUUCUGUAGAGACAGGACCAGACAUAAAACUUUGGGUUAGGAUCCAAGUUAUCGCCAGAGUAAAAGGAUAGUGGGAUACGUUGUCUACCAAAACAGAUUUCCGAGGUUGACAAGCCCUCUUCAGAUGUUAUACAAAAGGCGCUCUACGGGAGUAAAGUGUGCUGUCAAGCUGGUGUUGACUCCUGGCGACCACAGAGCCAUGUUGUCUGGUGGAAUACAGGAGGGGUUGACCAUUGCCUCCUCCCGUGCAGUGUGAGAUGAUGCCUUUCAACAUCUUCCUAUAUCGCUGCUGCUAGAUAUAGGUAUUUCCCAUAGUCUGGGAAACGUAUCAGCGGAGAUUUGAACCGGCAACCUCCAGCUUGCCACUCAAGUCAUUUCACCGCUGUGCCAUUAGAGCCUCUAAAAUGGCCAGAAGUCCCACCCCAAUCCGUCACUCAUUCCUGUCAGCAUCCCACUCGUGGUUAGAGCGGUGCUUAUCUGAAAUCACAAAAACGCCAGCCAUCACGGAUGCGGUGUUUGCCUCUUCGGACAAACCUCGCUCCAACCACAAGUGAGGCACUGACAGAGAGGACUGGCAGGAUGAGGGCCGGGCAGGACUUUCAGCACCAUUUUAGAUGCUCUACUCAUGUAGAGCAUCUUUUCUCUAAUGUCUGAUUGGGGGCGGGGGGGGGGCUAUGGUUUUCUCUAGUUCCUGGUUUCCCUAACUUAUGGGGAAAGGCCAAGCUCUUGUGUCCAAACACCCUAUAGCGCAAAAGACAUUGCCAGCCACUUCUUGAAAAUGCCUGUGAAGUUUCCUGUUGCAUGACACCAUUCUUAUGGAACUGUGCAUGAAUCAGGGAACUGGGGAGUGAUUAUUAUUAUUAUUUAUUCUGUUUGCUGUCCAUUUAAAUCUUGCAUGGCUGUAGAUACGCAACCAUGUUUGCACAAACCAUUGGCCUGUGGACUGUUGCCAACCUCCUGGGCACAGUUAAUAACUAGCAAUGCACUUCCAGCCGAAAUGCAUUGUAAGCAAGCCACCAAAGAGGAAGAGAGCUGGGAAGGCCACUCCAGGAAAUCAUUUAUUUCUUGCCAGCCUUUGUGGAAUUCUAGGAAAUGGGAUUCCUUUGCACAGAAAGGCUGCUGUUUUUAUGGUUGGAUUGUCGGGAGCGAGUCUGUUCUUCAGGCACCAACCACUGACCUACCACAUCAGUCUUCAUCUUAAGUUGCACUUAAACUUUGAUUGUUUUCCAGUGGAAUCAAUAAAGCGAUGCACCCGGCUAUUUCUUACGUAUGCAUUACAUCUGUUCUAGGGAGAAUGAAUGGAGCAAGCACUUUAACUGGUAUCCUGUAUGAUUCAGAGUAACAACUUUGGAUUCCAAUGCCCCAGUGGAAAUAGUAUGGCAUGGAGCAGAAAAUUCAAAUGGUGCCCCCGAGAUUAAAAAUAAUAAUAAAUAAUAUACUUGGCCAUUUUCCCUGCCCAAAAUCUGUCUUCUGAGACAGCUGCCUCACUGCAUUCCAUUGUUAUGGCAGUCGAAGCUGCAAAGGACUAUGUCAGACUCUCUUUCCGGCUCCUGGGAGGCGGAUCUGGGAAAGGGGGAUCUGGCAGUGCAGAUGGGAAAUGCAGGUCACAGUGAGUGCAGUCACCGCAUUCAGACAACACAAAAGUGAACUCUUUAUCAUAGGAGUAGAACAAGAUGUGACUAUGUUAGAAACACAGGUAAGAGUGAGCACACAUGAAGUUGCAACCCUCCUGAAACAAUGGAUGUGUUGUUUGAUUUCACCAGCAAUAAUAGCUCUACAGAUUUCAGAUUUAGAGAACAUUAUAUCUUAUAAAUAAAUAAAUCUAGUCUGGCCCUGAGUCAGCACUUUGGAAGCAAAACUGCCUUGUUCUUAGUUUUUUUUUUAAACCUCAAUAUCUUUAUUUAUCUGCUCUUACUGUGAAUUCAAGCCGAAGUGUACUGAAUCAAAACUGUUAAAUCUUUCGUCACGCGUCGACUGUUGAUGGUUCUUUGAACUAUGUCUGAGAUUUGCAAAAAAACAAAAAAGGAAGGGGGAAAAAAAACCCAACACACACACACAAUUAUUAAGAAAAAAACCUUUUCAACAUGAACUUGCUAAUGUUUGGGGUAUGUCUCCUCUCCAGCUCUUGCAUUCAAACAUUGUUCUAUUGACUUUGCCUCGCUGUGUGUUGUAUUUGGGGUGGGGGGAGUCAUUUUCUUUUUGUAUAGCGGAGAUGUAAUCAUUAAAAAUAAAUUUUAAAAAAUUAAAAUCUGUGGUUUAAGCCUAGGGCACAUUUCACACUCAACUUCUAUUCCCUUGUACAAUUUCAUUGGGUUAUAAAGACGAACAAAAGUUAUUGCCUUUGGGAUUUUUUUUUCCUAACAGUGUACAUAUAUAUCAAUAUAGAAGUAUGUGUAUAUACGUGUGUGUACAUAUAUAUAUAUAAAUACAUUAUACAUGUAUCUAUCUGUCUAUAUCUCCAUCUGACUGUGAAGGAUUUUUAUUCGAGCAAAAAUAAAAAUGGAGAAAGACCCCCUCUUUAAAAAUCUGAA